Messenger RNA from Symbiodinium necroappetens, 2061 nucleotides. NCBI's taxonomy places the organism in Eukaryota, Dinophyceae, Suessiales, Symbiodiniaceae. The record is from the annotation of a GenBank genome assembly.
AUGUCUUGGAAUUGGCAGAAGACUGGAGCUCCCUUCGACGAAGCAGCAAACAACUUCAUCGAGCGCUGCAAACUUGACGAUGCUUCGAUCACACUCCUGUCUGGCAUUCCGGAGAAUGUGAAGGACGAGGUGAUAUCUAAUUUGUCGUUGGACUGGGAAAGAGGCUUAUCAUACAAGCGUUUCUUCAGAAUAGUGCUGGAUGCGUGGGUCUCGCAGCUUGCACUCCAACGGCAUCGGGACGUGAUGAAGUUGAUACUGCGCACACCAGAGGAGGUUAUGCGCAUUGUCAUGAUGAAGUUUGAUCCGACCCGCACUAAAGACAAGAAUUUGGCCGCAAGGCUCACAGCCUUUCUGAACUCUGUUCUGCGUACAGGGCAGCACGAGCAGGGUGCAUCAUAUCGCGCGAUGGUGGCAAAUUGCUCCAUUGCAGAGAAGGACGUCGGCAGAAUAUUGGGUGAAUGUGGUGCCACGAUGAAGAGGAUAGUGGAUUGCAUUUGCGAAUGUCUCGGUCACGAGGCGCACAAGCAUGGACACCGCCCCUUGGUGCAAAUGGCAUACAGUGGCGGGUGUGGACGAUUCGAACUCGUGCUGUAUCCACCUUUCAACAACGAGUCGUCCUUCGAGGACGCUUCUGUUGCAGUGCGUGAGAUGGUGCAGCACAUCAUGGAUAAUCCAUCUGAUUUUGUCCAAUCGGCCAAUUGCAAGAUGCCGCCGCGUCUGCAACUCGAUGAUUGGAUGUGCCCGAACAAGAAGUGCAGGAACGUUUGCUUUGCGAGGCGUUCAAGCUGCUUCCAGUGUGGAGAGCCCAAGCCAGCAGAAUGGACUCCGGCUCAUCUUGCCCGACAUGGAAAGCAGAAGAGGAUUCGAGUGGUACCCAUGAGGGAACUUGUGAAGGAGAUGGAGUUGGAAAGCGGUUGCUGCAGAGUACUUUGGCUUAUUCCUCCGGAGCAACGCUCAGUCUUGAUUGGGCCACAGGGCCGCCAAGUCCAGCAGAUAAAGGCGGAAGCGGGCUUGCAAACUUUGCUUCUUACAAGAGAAGCAGAGACGGAAGUGUACUUCGGAGAAGCCUAUGCACAAGUGCACCUAGCAGGCAAACCUGACAGUACAAGACGUGCCCUGUCGGCGAUUGACUCUCUCGUAGGCGGCCGCCUUGCAGAAGAUGGGUUUGAGGAGCUGCUGCGGGCGUCUGAAGCAGCUUUGCGUGUUUCUCCGCAAGGACUGACAUUCCAGUGUUUGACGGAGCUGCCUGAGAUAAAGGAAGCAAUGGGUCGAACACGGAUGCUGAGGCAAGCUGUCGGACUGCGCACGCUGUUGGAGGUUUUGUGCCAAUGGCCAGAGUGUUUUGCCAUUCAGAGGCAGGCGCAGAGGCGCUUGGCGAUGCCUCCGCACACAGGCAUCAAGCGACUGGGGCUCAGCGGCAAUCCGGUGGGCGAUAGUGGUGCGAAAGCCAUAGCGGCUGCUGCAGCUGCCAGCACCCAGGAUCCACGCUGCUUAGGCUUCGAAGCUUCCUGGGGCUUGGAGCAGCUAGAGCUGGCUUGCACCCAGGUUGGCUCGGAGGGAUGUGAUGCCCUGGCUGGUGCCGUCGCUGCUCGAGCAGCACUGGCCGACAAAGCAAGCCGCCGCCUUGCAGAGAUCCCGUCAGCAGAACUACUGGAAAGAUGCAGCAGGCUGCACCCAGCAGGGCUGACGGUCCUUGGGAUGGACUGGAUGGACGUGAGCAAUGCCGAAGUCGCAGAGAUGCUGCGCACCGCCUGUUGCCGUAUGGCAGCCCAUUGGCCCACGAGCCAGGCUGUCGUGUCAUCGUGGCUAACCCUCCAAGACGACAUCGGUUUCCUGCAGGACUCAAACUUGGAAGCAGACGAGCUGGCACACAAGGAGGUGGGCCUUGGACACAUCAAGCUGGAUGAGUUUUAUUUCAGCCGAGUCUUUGAAGGAAGCGAUCCAAUGUCAGAAAAGCCGAGCUUGCACGUGCCGAGGCAGAGAUCUUCAGUCACUCGGCUGCUAUCGACAUUAUUAAUUUGCACAUUGGCAGCUUCCGGCACAAGCUUGCUUGGGUUUUGA